Molecule: messenger RNA, 6188 nt
Organism: Ochotona princeps (American pika)
Lineage: Eukaryota; Metazoa; Chordata; Mammalia; Lagomorpha; Ochotonidae
Gene: IGIP
Product: IgA inducing protein
Exons: 1
Coding region: 5824-6024 (66 amino acids)
Source: RefSeq, a predicted model, not a curated record
UUCAAACUGAAUAAUUUCUGAGCUUUCAGUGCUGGCAGUUGUUAUUAAUGUAAUAUAGUAAGUUUUGGAGGUUUUUCGGUCUUCGCUGGAGUUUGCUGGUAGUGUUUAGAUUUCUGUUACCAUUCUAGGAGUGUUUUAAAUGAUGUGAGAUAAAGAAUUGCUAUCGAUUUGUUUUUAAAGUUACAUAAUUUAAGUGUAUUUGGAUUAACUCUAUGUUAUCAAAUUUAGUGUGGAUUUAUUCCCAGUGAUUUUGGCAAGUUACUUUUCAAGUGUCAUAUCUUAAUACAUUAGUGAUUUUAAAAAAUCCAAAGUAGCAAAACAGAGGUUCUGGUUUUGUAAUUGGAAGGUAAUUUUUCUUACUUUUACACAUGUCAAGUUUAUUAGCAAUAGAAUUAUUUUUGUUAUAGCUUGUUUUGUAAAGUUGGUACUUAGUUUGGUAUUCUUAGUAUGAUUUUCACAUCUUACUGUGUGUCAGAUUUUACAUUGCAAUAUAGUUACAUACUAUAACUUGUUUGAAUCAUUGCAGAACCUUCUUAAAUAGCUCCUCCUGUAGGAAUUGUUUUAAAAGAGGUGGAUUCCCAAACCUGUGUCAAGCACCAGUGUUUUAAAUGGCUGUGAGUCAAGUCUUUGAAGAGCUUUCUUGAGUCUCGUCAGUGACAUAAAUGAUAGCCCAUAUCCAUGCUGCAUACAAUUGUUAGGAUUUAUAAAGUUGUCAAUAUUCAGAAGUGCAAAAGCAGGAGAGACUGUAAAGUUGCCUAUAAAAUGUCUAAUUUUCAUUAUUUGCACUAUUUAUCUUUGCACUUGAUUGUUUUGAAAGUUAAGACUAGUCACUUUCACUUUUGUUUCUAGUCUUUUCUAAUUCCUUGCAAAAUUAUGUUUUCAAUAUUCCACCCAAAGCAAAACUUAAUAUGCAAUUAACUAUGCUUUAUAAGGCCAAGAAAAUAUUUCUUAGUGUUAGAUAUAUAAAACAAAAAGUUUUUUUGAUAAAAUUUUUAAUAUGGGCCUUAAUGUGCCGAUAAAAUCCUUUGUAAAUGUGAGCUUUAUUAAUUCUUUAAAUAAAGUAAAAGCUUAAGAUAGAAGAGAGAUAUAUAUAAUAUAAAUAAAUAUAUAUAUAUCUAUGUAUAUAAAUGAUGCCUGAGUCUUUGAGAACUAUCUUCCAGCCUGAGAUGGCCUGGGUUUGGAAUGCUGGUCAAUUUUCAUGGAAGUCAGUGAGGACUAGGUCCCACUGGGUACAUCAUUUAGAAGCUGGAAGUGAAAUGGUGGCAGGUGGCAGCUCCCUCUUUCUUACAGUUUUCCAUAAUGCUCAUAUAGUUUCCUCAUGGUCUGUAUAAAAUAGCUAGUAUUAAAGUAAUCACAUUAAAUGAAUAUUCCUUUUGGGGAAUUCAGGGUUAACAGUCAACACUUGUUGAGGGAGAACAGCAAGGGGCGAGAGCUGAUUUAUUCAGAGGCAGUCUCAUAAUCUCAAAGUUGUGCUGUAGAAAGAAAAGAACAAGAAGUAUACUUGCAAACCUAUUUUUUGUCUUAAUUGUGCAGCAGUGUUUAGAACUGCAAAAAAGAAAAAGAAAUUGACAGUUUGGUUAAUAGAACCAAGAGAUGUUUUGGGUUAAAAUUAUUUUGUAAGUUACUAACUCAUUUUGUAUUCCCUUUCCCAUAGUUUUUUAUGCACCUCGUACUUAAACCCAACAAGUAAGAGGCCUCUUUUCAGAUCUGGUUUAUUUUUGGAAUGCCUGAGUGUGGUUCUGGAUGGCGGGGCGGGGGGUGUAUUUUAAAUCUUGACCUGGUCUUCUGAAUGUUUUGCUGUUCAUUCUGGGUCUUGUGUUUGCAAAUUCUGUUGAAAAUGUGGCAUGUGUUUGAAAGGAGAAUGUUACUUAUGGCAUACUAUGAAUGUUUGUGGCUGGAUUCUAUUGUGGAACUGUGGGUUUGUCAUUAAUUUGGGUAGAAAGCUUAACUUGUGCAGAUUUUAGGUUUAUCUACUGGAAUUGUGCCAGGUAGUUGUCUGAAUAUGGACCAAUUUUGGGAGAUGAAGGUCAACAAAUGUGUAUUUGACUUGGGGUAAUCCAUUAUUCAAAAUGAGAAGGUAAAGGCUUAUAUCUUUAAUUAACUAAGUUUUGUAUUGUUAGGUCUUUCUGACUAUAGAUGAUAUUCAGCAUAUUGCUAAAUUUCCUUUAGAAAAAGAGAAAAAUUUAAUCCCUGAACCUUUUAUUUAAGACCACAUUACAUGAAAAAUGAAAAAAAAUGCUAGAAAGUAUCCUUGAUUAUUUUCAGUGUGGUUGAUUAUUUUUAAUCAGCUGAAGUAAUUAUUUUUCCUACUUUGAAGUACUUUUUCCCAAAUGUGAAUAAAGGGAACAGAUCAGCAUUUGCCCCUACUACUCAUUUUUUGAGGUUAUUUUAAAUUUUUGUCCCCAUUUCCCAGUCCUGGUAUAAAAUGAAUUACGGGUAUUGCUCUAAGUCCCUAUAACCCUUUAUUGGGGUCCCAAAUACCUUUGAUAAUCUAAUGAAAGUGAAGAACCCUCUCUCCCUAAAAAAAAAAAUGCACAUCCGCAGAUAAUUUUGCAUACAACUUCAGGGGCAUCACCUAUCUUCUGAAACCCAAGUUAAGAAUCUGCUCUAAGUAUACUCUAUGGGGAAAAUUAUGCAAAUAAUUGAUUAUAAAACUAUUUGCUAAAGCCUUUUCAGAUUGGACUUACUGUUGGAUGGUGGCCCCUACUAGCAAAAUGUGACAUUACAGCCAGAUUUGUUAAACAUUUUAUCCAAACAGAAGGAAGAAAAAAGCAAAGUUCUGAGAGCGGUUUAUAAGGAGUCAGGGCAUCGCUGCACAUGAGUGCCAUUCAUGAGUCAAGGCAGAGGUCAGGGUACCUGACAACUUCUUGCAGGUAGAGUUUGAUAAACCACAAUGCUCAGGAUGCCAAGGGGUUAGCCAUUAUCUUAACCCCUUCCUCACCAAAUGAUUUUAGUUUUGUCUGUUUGGGAAACAAGAAAUUGCUAGGGAAAAAAAUUUUUUUUUGCCUUAUAACUUUGCCGUAACACAUCAGUUUGGUCACGUAUGGAACACUAGUAUUAUUUUUAAGAAGGUACAUAAAACCAAAGUAAAUUAUUAUCUAUGUAGAACAUUUACUAGUAACAUUUGUUUGGGUGUGUUAGCUUUGACAAUUUUUAACAGUAAAUAUUGGUUUUAUUUAAAACUGGGAAUCCAGUUUUUAAAUAGGGUAGUUGAUAUAACCAUUCUUUCCCCCAUGUGAAGGAUAGUUGGAAGGUUUAUGCGUACUUUUUACUUUCUUCUCUUGAUGCCAUGGCGUGGGGUGGGAGGGGGGAGACCUUUUGAGUUAACAACUGAAAAAAUGUCGUCUUCAAAUGUCAAACUCAAAAAGCAGCACUUUAAGUCUAACUCUACACCAUUUUAUUGCAUGUAUUAGUUUUAAUAAUGAUUUUUGGUGCAUGCCUUUGGGCUUAUUCAAAAGUGUAUAAUAGGAAAGUAUAUUUCCUUUCUUAGAAAGGAGAUGUUUUUCUACUUUGCAACAUGUGAUUACAAAAAUCUUCCUCUGUGUGAAGAUUAACCAUGUAUUGAACUACUGAAAAGUAUAUAUUUUUAGAUAUACAGAAGGAAUCUACAUGGAGCAGCAUUCAGACCUAUAUAGAAGUCAUAGCAUUCUGUAUAGGACCAAAAAAGGAAGCAACACUAAAUACUUAAACAGACUUUGUUGGGUAGAAAUACCUUAGAUCUUGCAUUGACUUCCAAAAAGAAAAUGCCACAGAAGUUUGCUGAAACUUUUGUUGUUUGAAUUUUCUCUGUCAGUGUAUUUAGCCCAAAUACAACAACUUUGGGUUAGCACAUAACACAAGAAUCAAAAAACAGAAACGAAAAAAAAAAAAACAACAACAACCAAAAACACAAGGCUAACUAAGUCAGACUGGUUUGCCAAUCCAGCUUGACUGAGAUAAGUAAACUAAUUACUUGCAACAUGAAAAACUGUCCAACUCCUCUAAGAUUUUGACACAACAACCUUGGCUGAUGUGGGGAAACCCCCCCACUUGGAUUACUGACCUGACAGUGAAGAUUCAUGCUUGACAUGAUUUCAAACCUGACACUGUCUGUUUAAGGAGCCUUGGUACAGUUUGCUAAUUCAAUCCCAGAUACCUGUUGAUUACCUGUGAGAUCUAGAGUCCAAAGUAGCCAGCAGCCGUAUCCCUGAGUGCUCUGUGCCCAUCAGAUAUCUUGAAGUAAGCAGGGUUGGGACGGGUCACAGCUCAAAUGAUUGACCUCAGGUGCUGCAGACAGCCCCAAUUCAGGAAUUGAAUCUGCUUUCUUGGGAGUCGUCACUGAAUAAUGUCCCACACUGCGUGCUUACUGUAGAAGCUCUCUUAGAGGAGGCCCAGAGCACACAUCCUAAUUGCUUGUGGUACUCAGAGAGGGGGUGCUAACUCUGAUGCCCUGGCCAAAUUCCAGUUUAGGGAUGUGGGUCUUCUCCUUGUCAUUCUAAUUGGAAAUGUACAUCACUUCCCAUUUUUCCUGUUGAUCUCAGUGCGAACUACACUAGUCUGUUUCUUUGUCCCAACCCCAAAUCUUUGAGAUACUGGUGUGUAUUAUAAGGGCCAAGUUUAUAGCCUUUUCCUGUUGCACAAGAGUUGAGGUAUCAGUGAGCUUGAUGUCAAAGUACCCUUCAGUUGGAGGGUGGAUUUUGGUGAUGCUGAGCAGACUAGCUGGGCCCUCUUUUGGCAGAAGUUGGGGAAUGUGCACAGGCCCGAGGCUUCCAACUGUGAGGUGUGAGCUGAAACCAAUUUCCCCGCCUUUCUUAUAGCAUGUUGAGAAAACGCUGUUGGGUUUUCAGCAGUCAGGGAAGGCCGGAGUUCUGCAGCUUUAAUCUGGGUAACUGAGGCUGGUUUGGAGCAAGACUUUGGUUAAUUAACUGGGUUCUCAGAUGCCACAGACUCCGUGAGAAGUCACCAUUAUUUUCAAUGGUUGUGAUAGAAUUUUCCCCUAGUAGCCAUUAUUUUAAGAUUAUAUUGCAGAGUUGCUUUAUUUUGAGCUUUUUGUGUAUACACAAUCCCAAACUGGAAGAAAUUUAAAAAAAAAAGGAAUCCUGCUGUGAAAGGUAUAUAUUACUCUAGAUUUUUCUUACUGUAAAUAUUGUAAGAUUGUAAUACUGUCGAUAUUUUAUUAACCAACAAAUGUUAAUCUAUGUGAAUUCAGACUUAUUUUAAAUGUGCUUCUUAUUUACUGUGUGUGGUCCCUGUUGCUGACAGUAUUAAGUUAUAUUCUGAUGUAAGAUUAACUUUAUUAAAGAAUGUAAACAUUAAUGUUUCCUUAUGGGAAAAAAAUAAAGUAUAAAGAAGACAAUUCUUUUAAUUGAAAUAUACUGUGUAUUUACACUUGCUAGACCCAGCACCACUUAUAAAUUUAGUACACUGUUCAGGAUUUUAGUUAACACAGCUGACAUGAUUGUGGUCCAUUUGAAAGUCUAAGAGUAGGUAUCAUUGGAAUAUAAGCAGUUUGUAUUUGUCUGCUGUGAAUCAUAAUCAUGAAAUUUCUAAUCAAGUUUGUAAAAUUUUUAUAGUAAAGCAUUUUAAUGACAAUUUAAAAAUUUAUCUUCUCUGAAGAAUGGUCAAAACACUAUCGUUUCAGAAAGAGUUGUUUUUGAAUAGCUUUCCAAAAUGAUUUUGGUUAAAUGGACCAGAUGUAUAUUAGUUAAUAUUGUUGAUAUUCUUUUGAGUUUACAAGUUAAUCCUUAUUGGAGAUGUGCCAAUAUACGAUAGAAUAUCAUUAAUUUGCACUGUUUGGGGACCCCAUUUUAAGAAUGCUGAUUUUGCCAACUAAAAAGUAAGCAAAUGCAAUUUAAAAGUAAAUUUGAGCAUUCUGUAUUAAAUAUGUUCAGUUAUUCUCACAUGAAGAAGCGCAGUGUGUCGGCCUGUAAUAUAAACAUAUCUGCUGUCAUGUUCUCCCAUCUCAGUGCUGGGAACGCACCAUGUGGAAACCAAGCAAACGUGUUGUGCAUCAGCCGGCUUGAGUUUGUUCAAUAUCAAAGCUGAAACUAGCGAGGUCUGCUGUACUGCUUAUUGAAGUAUUGUGAUUCUUUUAGGCAUUGAUUCUUACAAAAUAUAUACUGUAACAGUAUACUUUGUACAGAUUUAAAUUUUAUUUGAAAAAAUGAAAUAAAGUAGGCAAAAAAUAAAGAUGUUUAUUUUUCAUGUGA